Molecule: messenger RNA, 1578 nt
Organism: Fomitiporia mediterranea MF3/22
Lineage: Eukaryota; Fungi; Basidiomycota; Agaricomycetes; Hymenochaetales; Hymenochaetaceae
Product: translation elongation factor
Exons: 8
Coding region: 1-1383 (460 amino acids)
Biological process (GO): translation; translational elongation
Molecular function (GO): GTP binding; GTPase activity; translation elongation factor activity
Source: RefSeq, a predicted model, not a curated record
AUGGGAAAGGAGAAGACCCACGUAAACGUUGUCGUCAUUGGUCACGUCGACUCCGGCAAGUCGACUACUACCGGUCACUUGAUCUACAAGUGCGGUGGUAUCGAUAAGCGUACCAUCGAAAAAUUCGAGAAGGAAGCCGCCGAACUCGGCAAAGGUUCCUUCAAAUACGCAUGGGUACUUGACAAGCUCAAGGCCGAGCGUGAGCGUGGUAUCACCAUUGAUAUUGCACUCUGGAAAUUCGAGACUCCAAGAUACAUGGUUACCGUCAUUGAUGCUCCGGGUCACCGUGACUUCAUAAAAAACAUGAUUACCGGUACUUCCCAAGCUGACUGUGCCAUCCUCAUCAUUGCCGGAGGCACUGGUGAGUUCGAAGCUGGUAUCUCGAAGGAUGGACAAACUCGCGAGCACGCUCUGCUCGCCUUCACCCUUGGCGUGCGACAGCUAAUUGUCGCUGUUAACAAAAUGGACACAACCAAGUGGUCCGAGGACCGAUUCAACGAAAUCGUCAAGGAAACUUCGAACUUCAUCAAGAAGGUCGGUUACAACCCGAAGGCAGUCGCGUUUGUCCCGAUUUCUGGCUGGCACGGUGACAACAUGUUGGAGGAGUCUAGCAACAUGCCAUGGUACAAGGGCUGGACAAAGGAAACGAAGGCCGGUGUUGUCAAGGGCAAGACGCUUCUUGAUGCCAUUGAUGCCAUUGAACCGCCUGUUCGUCCUGAAAACAAGCCUCUCCGUCUUCCUCUGCAGGAUGUGUACAAGAUCGGUGGUAUCGGAACAGUCCCUGUAGGUCGUGUUGAGACUGGUAUCAUCAAGGCCGGCAUGGUCGUCAACUUCGCCCCGUCAAACGUCACUACCGAAGUCAAGUCGGUCGAAAUGCACCACGAGCAGCUCGUCCAGGGUGUUCCAGGUGACAACGUCGGCUUCAACGUGAAAAACGUCUCGGUCAAGGAAAUUCGUCGUGGCAACGUGGCGUCGGACUCUAAGAACGAUCCUGCGAAGGAGGCUGCUUCCUUCAAUGCCCAGGUCAUCAUCCUCAACCACCCUGGACAAAUUAGCGCUGGUUACGCACCCGUUCUGGAUUGCCACACUGCCCAUAUUGCCUGUAAAUUUGCAGAGCUCAUUGAAAAGAUUGACCGUCGUACGGGUAAGACGAUUGAGGCAGCACCAAAGUUCGUCAAGUCUUCCGAUGCAUGCAUUGCCAAGCUCGUUCCGUCGAAGCCAAUGUGCGUCGAGUCCUACAAUGAAUACCCUCCUCUGGGUCGUUUCGCCGUGCGUGACAUGAGGCAGACUGUUGCCGUCGGUGUCAUCAAGUCGGUUGAAAAGACCGAAAAGGGCACCGGCAAAGUGACAAAGGCUGCGGAGAAAGCUGCGAAGAAGAAGUAAAUAGAUGCAGAUGCGCGGAUUUAUUUUUUACCCUCCCGACCAUCUGUUUUUGUUUCAUUACAUCGCUCAUCAGUACUUAUACUCCUGCCAUCAACGCUGUGUUGUCACGAUCACCAAAUGUACGCUCACUAACGAAGACGUCUGCGACGAGGUGGAGACAUUAUAAAGUGCCUCUGUCGCAGUUUUGCUGAACCU